UUAGUGCCUACAUCAACCCAAGUACCCAACCAAGUCUCUCCCACCAACCCAUAUGCACACUCUCCUAAAACCUUCUCUGUUUUCCUCUCAAUAUUCUCCCAUGGCUGGUCUUCAACAAUACAACUUCUUCCCCACUGAUCUCCUUUACCCUCGUCCUCAGCCUUCUCCUUCGUCUCUGGAAUCUGCUUCUGCUAAACCCUCGGCUCUCCCCUUCCAAGAUCCUCGUCCUCAGGAGCAGCAGCAGAAGAAGCCGCAGCACCCUUCUAAAUAUGCUCUGCUUUAUAAUCGCAAGAAGCGAUCUGUGAACAUGAGUAAGGUCGAGAAGAGGCCGUCCAGAUACUCCAUAAAUCCCCUCUCUUUGGUGGCCUUGAUCGAAGACGGUGACGACCUUGACAAUAUUUGAAUCUUGCUUUCGCCAUAAACCCAAUCAAAGAUCUUAAUUGUUAUGCCUAUACAGCCCUCUCUUCUUUUCUUUUAUUUGCUAGAAUUAGAAUCUCAAUUUUUUCGUUUUAAUUAGUUUUUAUGUAUUUUUGCUUAUUUGAGAGGAUUCUGUAAAACCCAUGAAUCUUAUGUUUAUCUUCUUCAAUGCUUAA
Molecule: messenger RNA, 593 nt
Organism: Prosopis cineraria
Lineage: Eukaryota; Viridiplantae; Streptophyta; Magnoliopsida; Fabales; Fabaceae
Exons: 1
Coding region: 53-403 (116 amino acids)
Source: RefSeq, a predicted model, not a curated record